This is a messenger RNA of Oppia nitens, 628 nucleotides long. RefSeq lists its product as uncharacterized. The coding region runs from base 134 to 616 and encodes 160 amino acids. The transcript is spliced from 2 exons. The record is from RefSeq and is a predicted model, not a curated record. Lineage: Eukaryota; Metazoa; Arthropoda; Arachnida; Sarcoptiformes; Oppiidae.
UUUGUGUUUUAAUUUUUUUUUUGUAUGUCAACUAUAUUAUUAUUAUUAUUAUUACUGCAAUAUAAUAAACAGUAAUACACAAAUUUAAACACCGAUUAUAACAACAUCAACAAAAAAUUAAAUAAUAAUAAUAAUGAACCAAUUGAUUAAAUUAGUAACUACCGUAAUCAUAGGACUGUUAGCUAUAUUAACAAUUCAGGGUACGGGUGGUACGGGUGGUGGCAGUGGCCAGGUAUGGGCAUCGGAACCCUACUGUCCGAAUGCUACCCUAAUGGUCAAAUGUGUUACCGAUGCCGAACACGAUUGGGAAAUCGACCGAAAUCGGGGAUCGGAUAAUAAAUCCCAUUGUUGUUUCCAGCGCCAGUACUACCGGUGCCAAAAGGACCUGUCCGACCAAUGUCAGGGCCAGCAUGAUCGAUAUGUUAGCAAUUUGACUAUGUUUUAUAUCAAGGAGGAACUGGAUCACGGUGAUUGUGCCGAUUGGACAGAGGAUAGGUGUAUGGGUCUAGCUUGGUGGGCAAUUACCCUGAUAGUGUUGGGCAGUCUAUUGGGUGCAUCCAUAAUAGGAUGUGCCAUCUAUGCCCUGUUUUGUAGACGACGCUGUCGUAAUAAGUAAUUAAUUAUAAUA